Messenger RNA from Ostreococcus tauri, 582 nucleotides. RefSeq names its product TRAPP I complex, Bet3. NCBI's taxonomy places the organism in Eukaryota, Viridiplantae, Chlorophyta, Mamiellophyceae, Mamiellales, Bathycoccaceae. Gene Ontology annotation, biological process: intra-Golgi vesicle-mediated transport; endoplasmic reticulum to Golgi vesicle-mediated transport. Gene Ontology annotation, cellular component: TRAPP complex; cis-Golgi network membrane; cytosol. Bases 1 to 582 code for a protein of 193 amino acids. The transcript has a single exon. The record is from RefSeq and is a predicted model, not a curated record.
AUGGCGGACGGACGACGGCGGACCGAUCCCGCGAUCGCGGGGGCGCGGUGCUGGCAGGGGGCGGAGCGGUGCUCGGGGGAGCUGUUCGCGCUGACGUACGGGGCGCUCGUGCGACAAAUUUUACGCGAUCGCGAGGACGACGUGGACGCGACGAACGCGGCGCUGGAGCGCGUCGGACGGUCGAUGGGGACGCGCAUCGUGGAGGAGUAUUUGUCGAGGACGGGCGCGGGCGCGCGGGCGUGUCGGUCGUUCGAAGACGCGUGCGAGGCGGUGGCGAAGACGGCGCUGAAGAUGUUCCUGGGCGUCGACGCGAGGACGAGGGAUUGGAGCGAGGAUGUAGACGAGUGCGUGAUAGAGAUGGAUACGAAUCCGUUGGCGGAGUUCGUGGAGUUGCCGAAGCGGUACGAGGGGUUGUGUUACUGUAACGCGUUGUGCGGAGCGAUUCGAGGCGCGCUCGAGGCGGUGCGGGUGCGGACGACGUGCGCGUUCGAGAGCGAUCCUCUGGCCGGGAACGGGGAUAAGUUUGCGAUUCGGAUCAAGUUGGUGGAGAUUGUGCCGGAGGAGUAUCCGUUCGACGAUUGA